AUGCCCACAAAGCCUACGAUCCUCUUCGUCCCUGGCGCAUGGCACGUCCCAGAGAGCUACGACCUUGUCGCUGAGCAGCUCAAGGCCGCAGGCUACCCGACCGUCUACGUCUCCUUGCCGUCAGUAUCCUCAACGCCAAUUGACAAUUUCGAACCAGACGUCGACGCGAUCCGGGCCCAACUCGAGCCUCUCGUCGAAGCAGGCUCUGACGUAGUCGUAGUCGCACAUUCCUACGGCAGCAUGCCGACCAACGAAGCCAUCAAAGGACUUACUCGCGCCGACCGUGCAGCCGCCGGUGGAAAGGGCGGCGUGGCGCACUACGUCUUCUGCUCGGCCUUCAUCACGCCUGUGGGCGUGUCACUCAUGGAUGCGCUGCAAGGCAAAGAUUUGCCAUGGUUCAUCGUAUCGCCCGACAAAAAGGUUGUGCACCCGGAUAAUCCACGGGAUAUCUUUUAUGCGGAUUUGGAUGAUGCCACUGCUACACGGUGGGUUGAGAGGCUGUUGCCGUUCAGUUAUCAGACGUACUUCAGCAAGACGAGGUAUGCGGCGUAUGUGGACGUGCCGAGCACGUUUCUUUUUUGUACAGAUGACAAGGCGAUCCCGCCUCCUGUGCAGGAAAUGAUGGUUGCCGGUGCCGAACAGCAGGGUGUCAAGUUUGCGCGGACGACGAUAGGAGCGAGCCAUUCACCUAUGAUUAGCCGGCCUGGCGAGGUUUUUGAGGCGAUUAAGACGGCGGCCGAUUCAAUUGCCACUCGAGACACAAUCAAUGUAUAG
This is a messenger RNA of Didymosphaeria variabile, 774 nucleotides long. RefSeq lists its product as uncharacterized. The transcript has a single exon. Bases 1 to 774 code for a protein of 257 amino acids. NCBI's taxonomy places the organism in Eukaryota, Fungi, Ascomycota, Dothideomycetes, Pleosporales, Didymosphaeriaceae. The record is from RefSeq and is a predicted model, not a curated record.